AUGUCACAAGCGGUCGUAAUCCUUUCUCCUUCUUCUGAACCAAAAGCUUUAGAAGCUGUUUUCCGUCUUUUUGAUACCCCGCAACUACAAGAACUUGGUGAUGGAUGGAAGCAAAUCUCUGGAAAACUUGUGAGCUCGUUUGCAGACGCGAAAGCAGAAUGCGACUCCAUCUCUGGUCAGGAAACAUUAGAUUGUAACUGCUUGAAAUAUGAAUCAUUUUCUACCAACAAAAAGUUGGUUGUUUUUGAUAUGGACUCGACUUUAAUUCAGCAAGAGUGCAUUGACGAGAUUGCAGCCGAAGCUGGUAUUCAAAAAGAGGUCUCCACCAUUACUUCUCUUGCGAUGAAUGGUGAGAUUGAUUUUCAGGAAUCUCUUCGUCGUCGUGUAUCCCUUUUAGAGGGAUUGAGCGUCGAUGUUAUUGACAAAAUCAUUGCAAAGAUUACGUUCACUCCAGGAGCAAAGGAAUUAUGCCGCGUCUUGAAGAAGUUAGGUGCUACACUUGUUGUUGCUAGCGGCGGAUUUAUUCCCAUGGCAAACUAUGUCAAAGAGCAACUCGGCUUGGAUUAUGCUUAUGCUAAUAUGUUGGAGUAUAGUCAUGAUGGAAAGUAUUUAAAUGGCAAGGUACAAGGUGCCAUUGUAGAUGGACAGCGAAAGGCAGAAAUUUUGCGCCAAAAGAAGGCAGAACUUGGACUGGAUGUAGUUGAGACAAUGGCUGUUGGUGAUGGUGCCAAUGAUUUGAUUAUGAUGGGUGAAUCAGGCUUAGGGGUUGCAUACAAUGCUAAACCAAAAGUGCAGCUUAUGGCAUCGUCCAAAAUCAAUCAGACUUCUUUGCAAAAUGUUUUGUAUUUAUUGGGCAUAAACAAGUCUGAACAAGAGCGCUUGUUGGCAUAA
This is a messenger RNA of Schizosaccharomyces osmophilus, 891 nucleotides long. RefSeq names its product phosphoserine phosphatase Ser2 (gene ser2). Gene Ontology annotation, biological process: L-serine biosynthetic process; dephosphorylation. The transcript is spliced from 3 exons. The coding region runs from base 1 to 891 and encodes 296 amino acids. Gene Ontology annotation, cellular component: cytoplasm. Gene Ontology annotation, molecular function: L-phosphoserine phosphatase activity; magnesium ion binding. Lineage: Eukaryota; Fungi; Ascomycota; Schizosaccharomycetes; Schizosaccharomycetales; Schizosaccharomycetaceae. The record is from RefSeq and is a predicted model, not a curated record.